Molecule: messenger RNA, 3917 nt
Organism: Cyprinodon variegatus (sheepshead minnow)
Lineage: Eukaryota; Metazoa; Chordata; Actinopteri; Cyprinodontiformes; Cyprinodontidae
Gene: plcl1
Product: phospholipase C like 1
Exons: 11
Coding region: 582-3917 (1111 amino acids)
Biological process (GO): intracellular signal transduction; lipid metabolic process
Molecular function (GO): phosphatidylinositol-4,5-bisphosphate phospholipase C activity
Source: RefSeq, a predicted model, not a curated record
CUGAGAUCAGGCUGACCCUGCGGCUGCAAACAGUCCGCAGAGACGCACCGCCGGCUCGGUCCUACCGGCUCCCGCGGCACCGCGGCUGCGGUCCUCUCCACACUCUGACACCGCCGCGUUCCGGGCACAGAGCGGCGCGGCUCCGGGUAGCCCUGGUAACCCGGUAGAAGACGCUGGAUUCGAAGAUUUGCUUUUCCUGGCUGUCACAGAUGCUCGCCUGGAGCGCGCAAAGGAGGCUUUACGCGUCUGAAUGAGCUGUUCCAGGGAGCCAGGCUGGGCUGGAGACUGCGCGACUUGUUGCGCUUCUUCCGGGCUGCGCCUCCAUCCCAGGUCCGAACCUGCAUGUGAUGCUCGGGUUGGAGGGGAGUAGGAUGUGCCGUGGAGCGCGCGCACAAACAGCCUAAAGUCACGUUUCUCCGGAACUAUGAAGUCCGCCACAUAAAUACGCAGAGUUUGGAGAACAGUUUGCGCCCCGCUUUAUAAUGGCACCACUCCACCACAAUAGCAAACUUUAUUCAGGUCCAAUCCCGUAAAGUGCUGAAAUUCCUCCGAACUGAGCCUCCUUCCUUCUGACUGCUGACAUGUCUGAGCGCGAUGGAUGCGGAGACGGGCUGUGCGGAGACUCCGCGCCGGAUUUCAUCCCGCCGAGAGCGUCCCGCGGCCGGCGCAGCGGGGUCAUCCUCCCUGGAGGUGGAGGCGGUCAGGACUCGGACACCAUCCUGCUGGAGUCGGUGAAGGCAGCACCGCGCCGCAGCAGCAUCAUUAAGGAUCCCUCGGUGCAGAAGGUGGGUGGCGGCAGGAAGAAGACGGUGUCCUUCAGCAGCAUGCCCUCCGAGAAGAAGGUCAGCAGUGCAGCCGACUGUUUGGCUUUCAUGCAAGGUGGGUGUGAGCUUAAGAAGAUCCGACCCAACUCCAGGGUCUACUGUCGAUUUUACACCUUGGAUGCAGACCUGAGCUGCCUUCGCUGGGAGCCGUCCAAGAAGGACGCAGACCGGGCUAGACUGGACGUCUCUAGCAUCAGGGAGGUCCGCACUGGGAAGAGCACAGAGACCUUUCUGCAUAACGGCCCUCUGCUGGAACACCUCGCUGAGGAAGCAGCCUUCUCCAUCAUCCACGGCGAUGAGUACCAGUCUCUAGACUUGGUGGCAUUGUCGGCUGAUGUGGCCAACAUCUGGGUGACGGGGUUGCGGUACCUCCUUGCCCAUCCUUCAAUCAUUGGAGCGGCUGGAGGAGUAGGAGGAGGGCCGGGCGAUGGAGGCAGCUUAGCGGUGGAAGGCAGCCUGGGGAGCAAGAUGAGGAGCGAGUGGCUGGCGGCGGAGUUUGCGCUGGUCGACGAAGACGGCUACGGGAUCGUAUCAGAGGAUGUAGCGGUCGCUACAGUCUGCAAACUCUGCCCUGGGAUCAAAGAGGCCAAGGUCCGUCUACGGUUUAAGGAGAUCCAGCGCAGCAAGGAGAAGCUCACCUCCCAUGUGACACGGGAGGAGUUCCAGGAGGCCUACUGUGAGCUUUGCACGCGACCUGAUGUUUACUUCCUCCUGGUUCAACUGUCCCAGGACCGGGAGUGCCUGGACCCUCAGGACCUCCGCCUCUUCUUGGAGACAGAGCAAGGAUUGUCUCUGGCUACGACCGAAGGCUGCUGGGAGCUCCUGAAGCGCUACGAGCCCUCGGCCCAGGGCAGGGAGAGGGGCCUGCUGGGUCUGGAUGGCUUCGCUCGGUACCUGCAGUCACCCGAGUGUCAGCUGCUGGACCCGGAGCACCUGGGGGUUUGCCAGGACAUGAACCUGCCUCUGUCCCACUACUACAUCAGUACGUCGUACCGCUCCUACCUGCUUGAUGACCAGGUCCACGGAAGAGCGGACCUCGGAGGGCUGACCAAGGCUCUGCAAUCAGGCUGUCGAUGCCUGGAGCUGGGCAUCACAGACGGUCCUGAGGGCGAGCCUCUGCUUGGGGUCGACUACGGGCCUGAUAUUUCCCGCCACCAUCAUCACCAUCACCACCAUGCACCCGUUACUAUCCGCUCGGCGCUGGAGGUGGUGAAUAAAUACGCCUUCCUGACGUCUCAGUACCCACUCCUGCUUUACUUGUGUCACCGGUGCUCACCAGGUCAGCAGCGCACCAUGGCACACCACCUCAAGAAAGUGUUUGGAUCCCGGCUCUAUAAACCCGAGGCCCUACAUGUGAGCCUGGGAGGGAGGGCGACCACCCUCCCCUCCCCGGAGCAGCUGAAGGGGCGGAUCCUUAUUGUUGGGAAAAAGCUCCCUCCAGAGGAGGAUGGCUCUGACGGGGAGGUAUCGGAGGAGGAUGAGGAGAUAGGAGGAGGGGGGCCCCUGGCUGGAAGAAGGAUGACCAUCCCUGGGGAGGAGGAACUAGGUGUGGUCUUGGUAGUGCCUCCUCCUUCUCAGCCCAGGAAGCUAACCCUCCAUAAAGACCUGUCGGACCUGGUGGCUGUUGUUCGGACAAGCAGCCGCAGCUUUUACGCUCAGAGAGGAAGUAACAAGCAGAGUCAGUCGCCCCCCAGCAGCCCCUCGUCCCCCGGAUCACCCCUUCCCCCUGACAUGCCUUACUGGACCAUGUGCUCUCUGGGCGAAGGAGAGGCUGGACGGCUGACGAGCGAAAGCCCAGAGGACCUCGUUCAGUUCACCAAACGCACCCUAACCAGGGUACGACCCAGCUCAGUGCGCCUGGACUCCAGUAACCCCAACCCACAAGGAUACUGGAAAGGAGGGGUCCAGCUAGUGGCCUUAAACCAGCAGACUCCAGGCGCCAUGCUGGACCUCCAUCGAGGCCGCUUCUCACAGAACGGGGGUUGCGGCUACGUCCUACGGCCAGCUGUGAUGAGGGACGCAGUUUCGUACUUCAGUGCCCACACCCAUGGCUGCGUGCCGGGAGUCCCACCCCAAACUCUGCGCAUUAAGGUCAUCAGUGCCCACAACCUGCCAAAGCCCCAGGGGUCCGGGGCCAAGGGGGAGGUCAUUGACCCGUACGUAGUGUUGGAGGUGCACGGCGUCCCGGCCGACUGCGCCGAGCAGAGGACGCGCACCGCCGCUCAGAACCAGGAUGAGCCGAUGUUUGAUGAGACAUUUGAGUUUCAGGUGAACAUGCCUGAGCUGGCCUUGCUACGCUUUGUGGUGCUGGAUGAUGACUACAUCGGGGACGAUUUCAUCGGCCAGUACAGCGUGGCCUUCGAGUGCCUUCAGCCGGGCUACCGGAACGUGCCCCUGCUGGGCCUGGCAGGAGACCCCUUACCACACACCAGCCUUUUUGUCCACGUGGCCGUUACCAACCGGAGGGGGGGAGGAAAGGCCCAACGGCGAGGCCUGUCGGUGAGGAGGGUGGGGCGACGAGGGAGGGAGUACGUCUCUCUGAGGCACACCGGGAUCAAAGCGCUGGAUGAGGUGUUCAAGCAAGCCAGCGGCCCCAUCAAGGAGGCCACCGACCUGCGGGAGGAUGCUCAGUGCUCCACGGCCAGCUUCAAGGAUCAGUGCGGGCUCCCCACCGUGGCCAAACUGAAACAGUGCAUCCAGAGCUUGGCUACCAGACUUCAGAGCCCCGAGGGAGCCAUGGGGGCCGCCAUGGUGCUGAGGGAGGGCUACCCCUGUCUGGAGCCGCUGGUCAGCCUCUCGGAGGCGACUCGUAAACUGCUGUCUGCCUACGACACGAUGAUCACUGCCCAGAAACAUCUGAUUGAGAACGCAGAUGUUGUUCAGGAGAGGAUCGACGGGCAGAGUGACCUGUUACGCGGAGCUAAGAUGGACUCCCUGGACGCCCUGCGGCAGCUGGCUCUGGCCUGCGAAGCCUGCGGCCUCACCCCCUCUCCCUCCAACUCCUCCAACAGCUUCUCCACCGCGGAGCUCCACUACUCCUCCCAACACGCGUCGGGCCGGCGGGGCAGCACGCACGGCAACGGGCGCGUCUGA